AUGUUAUUACUGUGUUCUUUAGACUUUGUGUACUCUGUGUAUCAGCCAAUGUUCAAAUCCAGCCUGAGAGAGAAGUUUAAAAGAGUUAAUGAAGGAAUCUCACAGCAUGGAAGUUCAGCACUUCUGAAUGAGAUCUACACAGAGCUCUACAUCACAGAGGGUUGGAGUGGAGGUGUCAAUAAUGAACAUGAGUUGAAACAGAUUGAGACCCCGUCCAGAAGACCAGCAACACAGGAGACUCCCAUCAAAUGUAAUGAUCUCUUUAAAGACAAGUCCAUCAGGAGUGUGCUGACUAAAGGAGUUGCUGGAAUUGGAAAAACAGUCUCGGUGCAGAAGUUCAUUCUGGACUGGGCUGAAGGAAAAGCUAAUCAGGACGUCACCUUCAUGUUCCCACUUCCAUUUAGAGAGCUGAAUGUGAUGAAGGAGAAACAUCUCAGUCUGAUGAAUCUUCUUCAUCAUUUUUUCCCAGAAAUGAGAAAACUAGAAGUAAUAAACUGUAACUCCUACAAGGUCCUGUUAAUCUUUGAUGGUCUGGAUGAGUGUCGACUUCCUCUAAAUUUCCAGAAGAAUGAGAGAGUGUGUGAUGUGACAGAGUCAGCCUCAGUGGAUGUGCUACUGACAAACCUCAUCAAGGGGAACCUGCUUCCCUCUGCUCUCCUCUGGAUCACCUCUCGACCAGGAGCAGCCAAUCAGAUCCCUCCUGAGUGUGUAGACCAGGUAACAGAGGUACGAGGGUUCAGUGAUCCUCAGAAAGACGAGUACUUCAAGAAGAGGAUGAGUGAUCAGAGACUGGCUAAUAAAAUCAUCUCACACAUGAAGUCUUCAAGAAGCCUCUACAUCAUGUGUCACAUCCCAGUCUUCUGCUGGAUCUCAGCCACUGUCCUAGAGAGAAUGUUGGGUGAAGCAGAGAGUGGAGAGAUCCCCAAGACUCUGACUCAAAUGUUCACACACUUCCUGAUCUUUCAGAUCAAACACAAGGACCAAAAGUACCAUCUGAAAUGUGACCCUGAUCCUCAGCAGACCAGAGAGAGUAUCCUGGCACUGGGAAAACUGGCUUUCCAACAACUGAAGAAAGGAAACCUGAUCUUCUAUGAGGAAGACCUGAGAGAGUGUGGCAUUGAUGUCAGAGAAGCUGCAGUGUACUCAGGAGUGUGUACCCAGAUCUUCAGAGAGGAGUUUGGGCUUCACCUGGGGAAGGUCUUCAGCUUUGUACAUCUGAGUGUUCAGGAGUUUCUGGCUGCUUUAUACAUAUUUUUGUCCUUCAUCAUUAAAAAGAGAAACGUGUUAGUGGGGCAAAAUCCUAGCGUUUUAAAUUUCUUCAGAAAUCCAACCAUGUGUGAUGUCCUCAGGAGUUCAGUGGACAAGGCCCUACAGAGUGAGAAUGGACACCUGGACCUGUUCCUCCGCUUCCUCCUGGGUCUCUCACUGGAGUCCAAUCAGACUCUCUUACGAGGUUUAAUGCCACAGACAGGAAGCAGCUCUCACAGCAAACAGGAAACAGUCGAGUACAUCAAGGAGAAGAUCAGGGAGAAUCCAUCUCCAGAGAAAUCCAUCAAUCUGUUCCACUGUCUGAAUGAACUGAAUGAUCAGUCUCUAGUGCAGGAAGUACAAACUUACCUGAACAGAGGAGAUUACAGUCGUCUCAGGGGAACCAGACUCUCUCCUGCUCAGUGGUCAGCUCUGGUGUUUGUGUUACUGAACUCAGAACAGGAGCUGGAUGAGUUUAAUUUGAGUAAAUACGACCAAUCAGAGGAAUGUCUUCUGAGGCUGCUGCCAGUGGUCAAAGCCUCCAGUAAAGCUGAUCUGUGUUGGUGUAAUCUGACAGAUGAGAGCUGUAGAGUUCUGUCCUCAGUUCUCAGCUCAAACUCCUCCAGUCUGAGAGAACUGGACCUGAGUCACAAUAAACUGCAGGAUUCAGGAGUGAAGCUGCUCUCUGCUGGACUGGAGAAUCCACACUGUACACUGGAGAUACUGAGGAUGCGUUACUGCAGUAUUACAGGUGAAGGUUGUGCUGCUCUGGCUUCAGCUCUGAGGUCAAACUCCUUAUCACACCUGAGAGAGCUGGAUCUGUACAGUAAUAAUCCAGGAGAAUUAGGAGAGACGCUGCUCUCUGAUCUACUGAAGGAUCCACACUGUAAACUGGAGACACUACAUAUUGAUUAUCGUAAACUCAGCAGGAGUGGUGUGUGACAGGAGUCUCAGCUCAGACCUCUUUUCCAGGAUAAAGCAGUUUUGGUGAAGCGUUAGAACCCGUCCCACAUAUCCAGCAGUUUGGGAGCUGAAUCAUUCAUAUUCAUAUGUAGAAGCUCCAUAACAAUAACCGUGACUGAUCACAUCCUUUUAUCCUCUCAGCUACAAGUUACUUCAGGCUUUAAUAACAUAUUUUACACUCCAAAGUCAAAUCCUUCAGCGUCUACACACAACACAGAGACCUCAUCAUCACCUCAUCAUACUGAUUACACAAAUACACAUCCAUGUGUUGGAGCAGUUUAUAGAUUAUUUUACCUCCUUAUUUUUAUCUCUUUAUUCAGAGUGUUUCUGCUCAACAUGGCUUCAUUCAGUUUAUUGUGACAUGAUUUAGAAAUAUUUUUCUUACAAUAUAUUUAGUCACAGUCGUAAUUUACUAUUUUUAUAUUUUUGUUGUUCCCUGUUUGCUAAUCUGAUU
This is a messenger RNA of Clarias gariepinus (North African catfish), 2665 nucleotides long. Its product is annotated as NLR family CARD domain-containing protein 3-like. Lineage: Eukaryota; Metazoa; Chordata; Actinopteri; Siluriformes; Clariidae. The record is from RefSeq and is a predicted model, not a curated record. Gene Ontology annotation, molecular function: protein binding. Bases 1 to 2190 code for a protein of 729 amino acids. The transcript is spliced from 4 exons.